CAUGCCCGGCGAUGAGGACGAGGAUGACCGCGGCAGGGCAUCGUCGUCUUCAUUGCCCCGCCUCCCGCCAGAGAUUGUCGAGGAGGUCGUCUCACACCUGUCGGCGGGCACGAUCCAGGGCGAUGCGGCCAGCGUGAGCGCGCUCCACGCCCUCGCCCUCGUCAACAAGGCCUGCCGCCACUGGGCGCUCCGGACCGAGUACGACGUCGUAGUGCUGCCGCGCCACGUCCGCCAGUUCCGGCAGUGGUACGCCAAGGUCCGUGGGGGGCACCCUCCCUACCAGGCGGCCGGCUAUGCGCGCUGCCUCUUUUCGGCCCUCGACGACGUGUCGCGCCUGACGACGACGUCGGCCGGCUGGGAGGCCGAGCUGCUCCGGCUCCUCCACCACCUUGGCCCGCACCUGAACCACCUCUCGCUCUGGCAUGCCGAGUCCCGCGCGCUGCUCAGAGACCCGGCCCAGGUCAGGGGCCCGCGCUUCCGGAACCGCGUGUCGAUUCGGUCGGUGCAGGACGCCAUUGAUGCGACGAUCAAGCGUCGUCAGCGGGUCGAGAGGAGUCUCGCGCUACAACGAGAGCUGUCGUUGAGCGAGCAGCGAGGUGGUGGCCGGAUAGACUGGAGUGCCGUGACGCUCAAGCGAGGCGGUGGUGGUGAGGUGCUCGGCAGCACUGCACCUGGAGGAGCAGCUUCUUCCUCGUCCACCUCGACGACUAGCGAACUGGAAAAGUCAGAGAUUGCAGCGGCAAAGGAGCGGGCGAGACAAAAGAUGCCCAAUUGGCUGAGACUAGAGAUCCAGCGUGAGACCGAAAAGGCACAGAAGACGAGGAGCGAGGAUCCAAACGAGGCCGACAAGGCCCUCGAGGAGGUGAGGCGGCGGUACAAGGCCCACCUGAGCUUGGACCCGAGGGAGUAUGCGCAUGAAAAGCGGGCAUACAUGCGUCUCGAUGAAGGACAGAAUGGCGGGGACGGGGAAGAGAAAGUUGCGGAGAAGGAAAAGAGCGCUGGACUGCAUUCACCAUCCUCGUCCUCUUCAUCUUUGUCCUUGUCGUCAUCCUCGGCUUCAGACGAAGAAGAGCAAGAGGGAAAAGAAGAGAAGAAGGAAGAGGUUGACGAGGAGCACUUCUUUCUGGAGUGGGGCUGCAUGCCCAAGAAGUUGAGCUUGUGCGCGGUGCUGCCCCUCUACGAGCACGAGGACCCGCUCAACUUCAUGCGCAUGCAGAUCUUCACGAGGGUCGAGGACCUCGAUGUCUUCAUCUCUGUUCCAGCCCAGGUGCCCCGGGUAUUGGAGCUCUUUUCCUCGCUGGAGGGCUCGCCUAUCCGCCGGCUGCGCUUCUCGUCGGUGUAUGCGACUCUGGUCAUGGCCAUUGCGCCAUUCUCGAGUGCUGACUUGGACAAGCCGCGCGACGACAAGAUCAAUCUGUGCACGGGCCUCCAGGCCAUUCUCAAGAGCGAGGCUCUCAACUCGACGCUGCAAAACGAAUUUACAAAUAGGCCCAUGGAGAACGUCGGCCUGCUCGAACGGGCCCUGGUUGGUGCAGUCCUGGCUGCCAGCCGAGGGGAUCUGGCCUUUGACGAGCGACUGCGUCGUGGAAAGGGUCUCUCUUCGACACUCUUCGUGCCAGAGGGCAGCGGUCAUGAUGAAGACGCGCGCGCAGAAAAGGUCAGGGUACGGGUCAUCCAGGGCAACCAGGCGCACUGGGGCAAGCUCAAGAACCGUAAAGAUGACUUUCUCAACCAGGCUCUCGGUGGCCAGGGCGCUUGGGAGAAGCUGGGCAUGUGGGAUCGAUGAUGCGAGUAAAUCUAUAAUCUCUCUCUUUUGAAAGCCACAGCAAGGAGCCAAGUGUGCUGAAAAUCAGUCCGAUUUCAUUGGUCGAUCUCGCCUUUGGGCUGCACGGCUUACGAAUAGAUAAGAAUUUUUAUCCAAU
This is a messenger RNA of Acaromyces ingoldii, 1922 nucleotides long. RefSeq lists its product as hypothetical. The transcript has 2 exons. The record is from RefSeq and is a predicted model, not a curated record. NCBI's taxonomy places the organism in Eukaryota, Fungi, Basidiomycota, Exobasidiomycetes, Exobasidiales, Cryptobasidiaceae. The annotation marks the transcript as partial.